GUGCCAUUCCAAGUGCUGAUCAGGUGCGCAUUACGCCAUCCCUCAGGAGUCAGAGGGGCUCCGUGUGGACAAAAAACAAAGUCAACUUUGACCACUGGGAGGCCGAGGUGACCUUCAGAGUAUCUGGGAGAGGCAGAACAGGAGCAGACGGUUUGGUAAGCAUGAGUCCCAUUUUUGAUUCCUUUGACAAUGAUGCCAAGAAAAAUAACCCAGCUAUAAUUGUCGUUGGAAACAAUGGCAACCUUGUUUAUGACCACCAAAACGACGGCUCCACACAGGCCCUCGGUACAUGUUUACGGGACUUCCGUAACAAACCGUAUCCCAUCAGGGCCAAAAUCAUCUACUACAAGAAAACUCUGACGGUCAUGAUCAACAACGGUUUCACUCCAGACAAGGAAGAUUAUGAGUUCUGCACAAAGGUGGACAACAUGAUCAUUCCUAAGGAAGGCUUCUUUGGCAUUUCAGCUGCCACUGGCGGUUUAGCAGGUACUACUCUACUCCCUUUUAUUUAGGGAUGUCCCAAUCAG
Oryzias melastigma (Indian medaka) is the source of this 527-nucleotide messenger RNA. Its product is annotated as protein ERGIC-53-like. Gene Ontology annotation, molecular function: D-mannose binding. The annotation marks the transcript as partial. The record is from RefSeq and is a predicted model, not a curated record. NCBI's taxonomy places the organism in Eukaryota, Metazoa, Chordata, Actinopteri, Beloniformes, Adrianichthyidae. Gene Ontology annotation, biological process: endoplasmic reticulum organization; Golgi organization; endoplasmic reticulum to Golgi vesicle-mediated transport. The transcript has 5 exons. Gene Ontology annotation, cellular component: Golgi membrane; endoplasmic reticulum-Golgi intermediate compartment; endoplasmic reticulum membrane.